This is a messenger RNA of Letharia columbiana, 1113 nucleotides long. RefSeq lists its product as uncharacterized. The transcript has 2 exons. The record is from RefSeq and is a predicted model, not a curated record. NCBI's taxonomy places the organism in Eukaryota, Fungi, Ascomycota, Lecanoromycetes, Lecanorales, Parmeliaceae. Gene Ontology annotation, molecular function: mRNA 3'-UTR AU-rich region binding. The coding region runs from base 1 to 1113 and encodes 370 amino acids. Gene Ontology annotation, biological process: 3'-UTR-mediated mRNA stabilization. Gene Ontology annotation, cellular component: cytoplasm; nucleus.
AUGGCAACCGAAACCCGCACCGAGACAGAUAUCGCCGACUCCAUGGGCCGUGUCGGCAUCAGCCCUGAGAAUGGGGACGAAAACCGUCUCGGAUCGGAUGGAGAGCCAGCACCAAGAACUGAUGAAGAGUAUGCCCAGUCUCAACUCACUCUCCGUGCCAUUGUGUCCUCGAAAGAAGCCGGGGUCAUCAUAGGUAAAGCAGGAAAAAAUGUGGCGGACCUUCGAGAUGAGACUGGUGUCAAAGCCGGCGUUAGCAAGGUGGUGCAGGGUGUGCAUGAUCGUGUGCUCACGGUCACUGGCGGAUUAGAUUCCAUCUCGAAGGCAUACGCUAUUGUUGCCAAGGGUUUGCUGGAAGGUGCUCCACAGAUGGGGAUGGGUGGAGUCAUUUCUUCGAACGGAACACAUCCCAUUCGUCUGCUCAUCUCUCACCAUCAAAUGGGUACAAUCAUUGGUCGACAAGGGCUCAAGAUCAAGCAAAUCCAAGAUGCCUCCGGUGUCCGAAUGGUUGCCCAGAAAGAGAUGCUACCACAGUCAACCGAGCGAAUUGUUGAGGUUCAAGGCACGCCAGAUGGCAUUCAAAAGGCUACUUGGGAGAUUGGAAAAUGCUUGGUCGAUGACUGGCAACGCGGGACAGGGACUGUUCUCUACAACCCUGUCGUGAGAGCAGAGGCCGGUCGUGGAGGUCCUUUGGCCGGUGCUCCCGUCGGUGCACCGCCACCCUACAAUGGCAAUCGCUCGUUCAAUCGCACUGGUAACGGUGCCGACUUUAGCGAUAACAACGCUGGAGGCUCAUACAACCGCCGUUCAAACUCUGAUGCGGCAAAUCGUGGACCUCCUACUACGACAGAAGACGGCGAAGAGAUUCAGACGCAAAACAUCAGCAUUCCUUCCGACAUGGUCGGUUGCAUAAUUGGACGCGCUGGAAGCAAGAUUAGCGAAAUCAGAAAGAGUUCUGGUGCCCGCAUAUCCAUUGCCAAAGCCCCCCACGACGAGACCGGAGAGCGCAUGUUCACGAUCAUGGGCAGCGCCGCAGCCAAUGAAAAAGCUCUAUAUCUGCUUUAUGAGAACCUUGAGGCCGAGAAGAUGCGUAGAAGCCAACAGCCUCAGGACUAG